Messenger RNA from Hypanus sabinus (Atlantic stingray), 7160 nucleotides. Its product is annotated as leucine-rich repeat-containing protein 46-like. Bases 471 to 1448 code for a protein of 325 amino acids. The record is from RefSeq and is a predicted model, not a curated record. NCBI's taxonomy places the organism in Eukaryota, Metazoa, Chordata, Chondrichthyes, Myliobatiformes, Dasyatidae. The transcript has 8 exons. Gene Ontology annotation, molecular function: protein binding.
GUUGGCAUGGUAACAGCGUGCCGAGGCAGCUGGGGCAUGGAGCAGGAGAACGGACCGGGGCCGGCAGGAGGUUCGGAGGAGAGCGGCCCGGGGUCGGGUAGGUAGGGCAUAGAGUGGUAGAUUCCGGGACGGGCCCUGCAUCGUCACUCUCGACCGCAAAACUGGCAGCAAGAUUCGACAAGUAACAGCCAAACACCAAAAGGGAGUCAUGUCGCCUUCAACCUCCGAACGCUCCACCCCCAACUUCCCUCCCCACUCACCCACGAACACUCCACUCCCAACCCACUAACUCUUCCACUUCCCAACUUCCAACAACAUGAUGCUAAAUUAAAUUAAAUCUCUUCUGCUUGCACAUAAACUGUAUCCCUUUAACUCUGCAUAUUCAUGGGCCUAUCUAAAAGCUUCUUAAAUACCACUAAGCAAACACGAGGAAAUCUACAGAUGCUGGAAAUUCAAGCAACACACACAAAAUGCUGGUAGAACACAGCAGGCCAGGCAGCAUCGAGAAGGAGAAGCACUGUCGACGUUUCGGGCCGAGACCCUUCCUCAGGACUAACCAAAGGAAAGAUAAAUACUCAUCUGAAUCAGAGAAGUUUGUACAGAUUUCCAUGUCGCUGGUUGCUGAGCGAAAUCUGCAUGCUGAGGAACAUAGAAUGGAAGAUAUGAAAGAAGCUCUGGCAAAGCUAAUGACUAUUCGAUUAGACCGAGAGAAUAUCAGCACCCUAGGAAAUUUUGAGUGUGUGGAAAAUAUCUGCAGUCUUUACCUUCAGCAGAAUCAAAUUAAGAAGAUAGAAAAUUUAGAAUUGUUUCACAAUUUAAGGUUUUUGACACUGGCUGGCAACAGAAUCCAGAAAGUGGAAAACCUAAAAUGCUUACAGAAAUUGGGAUUCUUAGACCUCUCAGAUAAUCAGAUUGAACAACUGGAUCCAGGUGAAUUUCCAGAACGUCUCAUCAUUCUGAAUAUGUCAGGCAAUGACUGCACAAAACAGGAAGAAUAUAGGGAGCAGGUGAUACAGACUCUUCCUGUCCUGCAGCAACUUGAUGGUAUCCUUGUCCAAAGAAAGAAAGAUCCAAAUGAAGCUGGAGAAAUUCAUGAUUCAGAUGGUUCUGAAAACGAGGAGGAUUCUGAUGAACUGGAUGACACUGAGGUUGAGAAGAAUGAUUCAUUACCUAACAUCUUCACUUCACCAGAAAAAAUAAAAGAUUUCUUUGCUGAGCUUCAUAAAGAAAUGGUCUGUCGAUCUCAACAGCGAAGGAAGGAAGCUGAAAAGAAACACAAGAACAGACUGAAUGAACUGCAGGAGAUCCGUAAACAGUUAACUCAAAUGCAAUAUGAACCAAUAAAAAUGGGCAAGCUUUCUAAUUAUCCAAGAAACGAUCCAAAUUUUCAUUUGCGAGAAAAUGGCCAAAAUGAAGAACAUGCUGCCCAAGCUGAUACCUUGGAUUAACAAAUUCAGGGCAGUUGUCACAGGGCUAACUGAGGAAUUAGCUCAACUACUUCAACUGAAAAGAUUCCUUUUUAUCAAGCCAACCAUAAGUCAAAAGAGCAUUAACCCAAUAAUACUUAAAAGACUAGUCAAGAACAAGAAGCAGAACAAUUUUCUUAUUUUAGGGGUAGGAAAUUUAAUUUGGAUAAAAUUAAAACUAAAAAUUGAGCAUUCUCUCCCUCCCGCUAUUAUUUUUGCCUCAAUUUGCUAAAUCCUCUGCAUAGUGUGUUCAUUCUUUAGAUAGAGUGAAGGAUUUGUGAUGAUUGGUGGUUCAGGGUGUAAAUAUUCCAGGUGGCUUUCAUAUUAAACCAUAUAAAUUGGGUUUUUCUUGGUUUCAUCUCAAAUCUGUUAGUUUUAGGGUGUGCAUAUGCUGGCAUGGUUUAUUCAUGCUCUUCAUGUGUUUCUCUGUAUUUCAGUCCAUCUGACUCAAGCAUCUGACUUUCCUUUUCUCCUUCAUGUUUAUUUAGCUUUUCCUUCAAUAUCUCAGCUUCUUCCUAUGGUAGAAACUCAUAGUCUGCUUGGGAGCCUAUCCCCAUAUUUUUUGCUUUGCAUCAAAGUAAAGAAUAAAUCUGAGGGUUUUUGAUAAACACCAAGUGGACAUUUUACCCAAGCUUCAAGAGUUUAUGAAAUCCCUCAACAUGCUGUGCCUCACUGAAGACAGUUGGGCCCUGAAGGAUUCCAGCAAUAAUGUUCUGGGCUUGGUACAAUCAGUUUUCAAAACCAUCUUCAUUUGGGCAGGGUAUUAACUUCUUUAGAUGCCCAUUGACUAUUUUUCUUUAGAUGCCCAUUGCCCAUUGACCGAAGCACCUUAAUAGAAAACUUAGUCAACUGUCUUAAUGUUGAGGGCACCCACUCUCACCUCGUCACUGUAAUUUAACUUUUUGGUAAAAGUAUGGAUCAUGACUUCAUUGAUGUCUGGAGCCAACUGCUCCUGGCACAAUGGGGCAUUAGUAAGCAGGUCAUUUAUGAGUAAGUGCAGGGCCAUAGCACUGUUGCAAUACCAUUUGUUGCUUUGCUGCUGACUUAACUGGACAGUGACCAGCUGUAUUAGGUUUGCCCUACUUUUUGUGAAGAGGGCAUACCAGAGAAACUUUUUAUAAUGUCAGGUAAAUGUCAGUAUUUUAGCAGUUACUACAUCUGUUAAAGAGCAAGCUGACUGAAAGAGAAUUUUUCAUUUUUACUCUGGCAUCUGCUUUAAUUAGUCUGCUUUUAUAGAAGCAAGGCAACAACCUUGAAUUUGUUUAUGUGCACUCUAGGGCAAUGGUACAUUUAUUGGCUUCCUUGAGUUGCUGCUGCAUUUGGGAUGACUUGCCCAUUCAACAUAUCAUUUCAUAUUUUCAACCAAGAGACAGAAGGUUCGCACAAAGUACAUUUUGUAGCUGUCGCUGUCUGGAAUGUACAUGUUCAUUGAGCAAAGAUUGCUGCAUAGCUUUCAAGAAAAUUGACUACACUUGAUUUUUCCAUUACCUGAGCCAGAGGUAUUGAGCCAACUGAUGGCAGUGUUGUUGCAUUGGUGUGAUCUCAGAACUGAUCAAAGUUUAAAUCUGGUAUCUUGCUGGUCUGCUUGAGUCAUUACCAAAUAUUGGAAUAAUAGUUCAUUAAAAUACCUAUUUUGUUGCAGAAAAAAACUAUUUUCAGUGAUUCUAUGUACAAACCUCAUUUCCAGAAAAGUUGGGAUAUUUUCCAAAAUGCAAUAAAAACAAAAAUCUGUGAUAUGUUAAUUCACGUGAUCUUAUUUAAUUGACAAAAGUACAAAAACAAAAACAAAAGUUACUUUUAUUGACCAACUUAAUUGUAUUUUGUAAAUAUACACAAAUUUAGAAUUUGAUGGCUGCAACACACUCAACAAAAGUUGGGACAGAGGCAUGUUUACCAUUGUGUUAUAUCACCUUUCCUUUUAAUAACACUUUUUAAUCGUUUUGGAACUGAGGAUACUAACUGUAGUAGAUUUGCAAUUGGAAAUUUUGUCCAUUCUUGCUUGAUAUAAGACUUCAGCUGCUUAACAGUCCGUGGUCUCCGUUGUCUGAUUCUCCUCUUCGUGAUGCGCCAUACAUUUUCAAUAGAAGAUAGAUCUGGACUGGCAGCAGGCCAGUCAAGCACACGCACUCGGUGUCUACAAAGCCACGCUGUUGUAGCUCGUGCAGAAUGUGUUCUGGCAUUGUCCUGCUGAAAUAAGCAUGGACGUCCCAGGAAGAGACGUCGCCUUGAUGGUAACAUAUGUCUCUAAGAUACUAAUAUACGCCUCAUAGUUAAUGGUACCUUCACAUACAUGCAACUCACCCAUGCCGUGGGCACUGAUGCAACCCAAACCAUCACAGAUGCUGGCUUUUGCACCUUUUGCUGAUAACAAUCAGGAUGGUCGUUUUCAUCUUUGGCACGGAGAACUCGACGCCUGUUUUUUUCCAAAAACUAGCUGAAAUGUGGACUCAUCUGACCACAGCACACAGUUCCACAGUCUUUUGGUUCAUCUGAGAUGAGCUCAGGCCCAGAGAACUCACCAGCGUUUCUGCAUAGAGUUGAUGCAUGGCUUCCUCCUUGCGUAAUACAGUUUCAGGUUGCAUUUCUGGAUGCAGCGACGGACUGUGUUAAGUGACAAUGGUUUUCCGAAGUACUCCCGAGCCCAGGUGGCUAUAAUUGUCACAGUAGCAUGACGGUUUCUUAGGCAGUGCUGCCUGAGGGCUCGAAGAUCACAUGCAUUCAACAGUGGUUUCCGGCCUUGCCCUUUACGCACUGAGAUGUCUCUGAAUUCUCUGAAUCUUUUCACAAUAUUAUGUACUGUAGAUGUUGAAAGACCUAAAUUCUCUGCAAUCUUGCAUUGGGAAAUGUUCCUUUUGAACUGACUAACAAUUUUCUCAUGAAUUUUGGCACAAAGGGGUGAGCCAUGACCCAUCCUUGCUUGCAAAGACUGAGCUUUUGAUGGACACUACUUUUAUACCCAGUCAUGAUACCUCACCUGCUACCAAUUAGACUGCUUAAUGUGGAGUCUUCCAAACUGGUGUUACUUGAAUUUUCUGUGCACUUUUCAAUCUUAUUUUAACUCUGUCCCAACUUUUGUUGAGUGUGGUGCAGCCAUCAAAUUCUAAAUUUGUGUAUAUUUACAAAAUACAAUUAAAUUGGUCAGUAAAACUAUUGAAAGUCUUUUCUUUGUACUUUUGUCAGUUAAAUAAGGGUUCACGUGAAUUAACACAUCACAGAUUUUUGUUUUUAUUGCAUUUUGGAAAAUAUCCCAACUUUUCUGGAAAUGGGAUUUGUAUAUAAAAUCAUUCUUUGUGAUAACUACAUGAAAUUCUGCUGUCAGCGGUCUACUCUAUAACAUAAUCAGUUAUUCUCAAAAAUGCCUAUUUACUUCCAUCCCAAUUUCAAACUUCUCAAGCCCUUGCUCUUCUUCCUAUCCUAUGACAUUGUUUAGACUCUUGUUUCCCAGCUCUUGGCCCUGAAUCAGAACGUUGUACUUAAUUUUCCACCACAGCAAAUUGCACAUAACAGCACCCCAGUGCCAGUUUUUUACAUGAAUCAUCAAGCUGAGAUCCGAUCUGCCUUCUCGUCUGAACAUGCAAAAUUCAACUGCAUAAUAUCAAAGCAGAAGUCUUGGAUAUUUGGACAGGAAAGCAGAACUGAGAUAAUAGAUCAGCCACGAUCAUGAUGAACGAUACAAGGAGCUGAGCAGCCCAUACCCUCGACUUCUGUGAAUAGCAGAGGAGCUAUCUGCCCUAUUCAUGCCAAUAAAUUGUGAAGGGUUUGAACCGAAAAUUUAACUCCGUUUCUCUUUCCACUGAUGCUGAGUGUUUACAGUAUUUUUCUAUUUUUAUUUCAUAUUUCCAGCAUUUGCAGUGUUUUUUUAAUUUUCACCUGACAGUGUUGUUCUUUGUUUGCUCCUCCAUACAUGCAGUGAGUGUGGAUUGCUAUGACUGCUUCUAUUCUUGUAUUUUCAUGUGAUUUGGCAGCAUGAAUAAACUCUUAAUAAAUGUAACAUCCAAAAACAAUCCAGAAUACACUGGCUCUGCAUUACACAGGAAUAUAUGACUGCAUUCUUCUGAAAAUCAGAUCACACGUUGCUAGCAAAAGCAAUACUGCUCGUCAAGUAGAAAAAGCUUGUCAAGCACACUGCUAAUGUGUUCAGAGAAAUCUCUCAAAUAUUUUUCAUAAUCCAAUAGUUAUCCUUCAAGGUCAAAGAAACCUCUUAAAGCAUCACACACAUGAUUUCUGACACUGCUACAGGACUCAUUAAGUUCAGGACCAAUUUGCAGCCAUUUUCUUGCCUCACUGCUUUCAUCAUUGAUAUGCAGAAGUAGUCUAAUAAAAAUGUAAUAGAUAUAUUCCAUAAUAAACCUGAAUUCAAAUUACAAGUGCAUUCUCACUGCACUAAUUGCCACAGCUUUAUAUUUUCACAAGAAGGCUCCAGUGCAAAUCUGGAAGGAUAGGAAUGGAGUUUAUAAUCUCUUCUGCAGUAUCAACAUAACUGGUUUUCCUUGGUAUUUCCUCAAUUGCAGGAAGAUUACCCCAAACAUUUUUGUCCAUCGCCGAAAUCUAUGUAGGAAAUGAGUUACUGUAGUCUUUUUUUUCCUUUCACUUGAAAUAUUUUAAAAACCUUUCUAGAAAGCCCAUAGACUCUAAAACAACAAAUAUUAAAAUAUAUUUACACUCAGGCACUAAAUGGUUCUUGCAGACGAGGCAGCAUUUCAUCUGUAAGUCCGUAAAGGUCAUUUAUUGUAUCUGGUGCUCCCAGUACGGGAUCUUCUAUAUCGGCGAGACUUGAUGCAGAUUAGGGGACUACUUCAAGCACCUGCUCUCCGUCUGCCGCAACAACCAUCUCCUGAUAGCCUCCCAUUUUAAAUCCACUUCCCAUUCCACACAGACAUGUCUGUCCAGGGUCUCCUUUACUGUUAACGACAAGGCUAAAAGCAGGUUGGAGAAGCAAUAUCUGUUGUUCUAUCUUGGUAGUGCCUAACCUGAUUGCAUGAACAUCAAUUUUUCUAACUUCCAAUAAUCAUCUGCUCCCUCAGCUUCCCCCGCUCCUUUAUUCCAUGAUCCAAUGUCCUCUCCUAUCAGAUUCUUUCUCCUUCAUCCCUUUUGCCUCAUCGACCCGUCACCUCCCAACUUCUCAGUUAAUUCCCUUUUAUUCCCUUAACCCACCCAUCUUUUCCCUCUACUGGUCUCACCUAAUACCUGCCAACUUGUACUCCUUCCCCUCCCCACCCACCGCCCACCUUCUUUAUUAUUCUGGCUUCUGCCUGCUCUCCUUUCUAGUCCUGAUGAAGGGUCUUGGCCCAAAAUGUUGACUGCUCAUAGAUGCUGCCUGACCUGGUGAGUUCCUUCAUUAUUUUGUGUGUGUUGUUCCUAUAAGAGCAUUAAUGGUUUUCUGACUAUUAUUAAUGUUAAACAGAGUAGGUAUUGCACAGCCAUGAACGAACAGGACAGAUAUACAGUCAUUGUGCUUAUUGCUAACAUAAUACCCUUUCACUGCUUUAGAACUCAAACUGCCUUUUCUUUAUGCUUUACAUAAAGUGUAAAAGUGGCCACUUUAUUAGGCACACCUGUCUCUGCUCAUUAAUCCAAAUAUCUAAUCAACCAAUCGUGGCAACAAUUCAAUGCAGAAGAGUAUGCAGACUUGGUCAAGAAGUUCAGUUGUUGUUCAGACCAAACGUCAUAAUGGGGAGGAAAUGUGAUCUAUGU